UGCGCAGUGAGGAGAAAGGAAUCGGGUUUGAGGUCGAAUAGAAGAGGGUUUUAAAAUAGAAAUCUCUUCAAGUGAAAAUGCCGGAUGAUUAUAAUAAAGACGCGUAUCCCGAGCCCCCACGCCGGACUCCGGUUGUAGACAAACAGACUGCUCUUCCAAACCCGGUUAUAAUCGCCUCGAAGAUUUUCUAUUACUCUGUGGACUUGCCUGUGACCGCGUUCAGGAACGUUCUAGAAAGCCUCCAGCCCAAAACCAAACUCCAGUACUAUCACCAGAACUUCCGCCGUGUACCAGAGCUGACUGAGUGCCAAGAGGGCGACUAUGCGUGUUAUUAUGAAGCAGAAAUGCAGUGGAGAAGAGAUCACAAGGUGGACCAGGAGAUUGUGAAAAUCAUCGAGCAGCGUGCCCGAGCCUGUCAGCAGCGUGAGGGACCCAGCUACAGGCAGAACUGUGCCAAGGAGGUGCAGCAGUUUAAUGAGGUCUCCAGGGCUUACCAGUCACGUUAUGGAGAUCUUGGUGCGUAUGCCAGUGCAAGGAAAUGCUUGAUGAAGCAGAAAGAGAGGAUGAUCGAAGAGGCACAGAAAGCAUAAACUCUACUCUUAUUUCUGCUGUUCUCACCUUUAUGUAUAAAUGUGUAAAAUAAAUACAUUAAUUGAAA
Messenger RNA from Clarias gariepinus (North African catfish), 658 nucleotides. It is a transcript of the gene ndufb10, whose product is annotated as NADH:ubiquinone oxidoreductase subunit B10. NCBI's taxonomy places the organism in Eukaryota, Metazoa, Chordata, Actinopteri, Siluriformes, Clariidae. The coding region runs from base 78 to 590 and encodes 170 amino acids. The transcript is spliced from 4 exons. The record is from RefSeq and is a predicted model, not a curated record.